AUGUUCUUCGCCGGCUCUUUACAGAAAGGAAUCGCCCUAGCCGUCCAGGAGUCCAAGGCCGUUGUUUGCUUUGUGCCAGAUGAUGGCGAGGUCAGCUCAACAUGGCAAGACGAAUACUUUACGGGUGACGAGUUUACAGAGCUACUCAAAGCGCGAUCUGUCCUAUUGCGCAUCGCCAAAGACAGCCCGGAGGCUGGGUUCCUAGCUUCUGUCUGCCCCGUCACACAAUACCCGACGGUUGUUAUCAUUAGGAAUGGGAUGCUACGGGAAUAUAUCAUGCCGAAUGUCUCGAAAGACGAGUUCCGCAACCGACUUACGGCCGCUAUAGAUGAUAUUAAACCUGAAGCCCAGGUAGCUGCGCCUUCGGUAGCUCAUCAACCACCCCAGCAGCCUCAGGAAACGCACUCCCCCGCUCCAGCUCCGGAGCCUGUUGUAACACCCCCAGCGCGAAGUGCGCCGGCAUCCGAGACGCCAUCAAAACCGGAACAGGCUAGUCGGGAUACACGCGAGAAUAAAUCCAGUGAUAAGGGAAAGAAGCCUGUAUAUGCUGGAGGCCCUCAAAGUCAACCUCGAAAGCAGGAAGAACAUAAGCCCCGCCAGUCCCAAAUUGGCUCUCGGGAAAAGAGCCAGGAAAAGGAUACGAAAGGCAAAGCACCAAUACGAGCUGCAAAGAAAGAGAAGUUGGCGGAUGAACCACCAGCUCGUCGGCCCACACAACCAGCAGGGCCUCCAACACAAUAUCGUCUACAAGUGCGACUCUUCGAUGGAAGUUCCGUGCGAUCAACCUUUUCGCCCACGCAGACUAUCCACAAAGAUGUUCGCCCUUGGCUUGAUGGUCAACUAGAGGAAAAGAAACCGUAUAAUCUCAAGCACAUUCUCACGCCCUUGCCUAAUAAGACCCUUACAAUCACUGAAGAGGACCAAACACUACGUGAACUCAUCACCGGCUCCACAGCAACCUUUGUCAUGGUCCCUAUCAAAACAUAUAUAGAGGCGUACUCGGAAUCAGGGUCUUUACCCGUCCGGGCGCUGUCUUCGGCGUAUGGGUUGGUUACAUCUGUAAUUGGCGGCACGGUAGGGUAUGUCGGAUCCUUCGUCGGGUACGCCCAAAACACCAUUGCACAACCAGAGCCGAGUCAGCCCAGCGCGUCACAGCAAUCUACCGACAGUACAAGGCGCCCUCGGCCGUGGGGGCCCAAUAUUCGGACACUUGGAGAUCAGGGAAGUGAGCAGGAUAGUCAAUUCUAUAAUGGUAACCAGUUAAAUUUUGAACCAAGACAAAAUGAUGAGCGAUGA
Messenger RNA from Aspergillus puulaauensis, 1296 nucleotides. Its product is annotated as UBX domain protein. The coding region runs from base 1 to 1296 and encodes 431 amino acids. The transcript is spliced from 5 exons. Gene Ontology annotation, molecular function: protein binding. Lineage: Eukaryota; Fungi; Ascomycota; Eurotiomycetes; Eurotiales; Aspergillaceae. The record is from RefSeq and is a predicted model, not a curated record.